CGGGGCGGCCCCGCGUGCCCGGAUGUAGGCACCGCGGACACAGCGCGCAGACAUGGCCGGCCAGGUUAUCAAGUGCAAGGCUGCAGUUGCUUGGGAGGCUGGAAAGCCUCUCUCUAUAGAGGAGGUAGAGGUGGCUCCCCCAAAGGCUCACGAAGUUCGAAUUAAGAUCAUUGCUACUGCCCUUUGCCACACUGAUGCCUACACCCUGAGUGGGGCAGAUCCGGAGGGGAGUUUCCCAGUGAUCUUGGGACAUGAAGGUGCUGGCGUUGUGGAAAGUGUUGGUGAAGGAGUGACGAAGCUGAAGGCAGGAGAUACUGUCAUCCCACUUUACAUUCCACAGUGUGGAGAAUGCAAAUUUUGUCUAAAUCCUAAAACAAAUCUUUGCCAGAAAAUAAGAGUCACUCAGGGGAAAGGAUUGAUGCCAGAUGGGACUAGCAGAUUUACUUGCAAAGGAAAGACCAUUUUACACUACAUGGGAACCAGCACAUUUUCUGAGUACACGGUUGUGGCUGAUAUCUCUGUUGCUAAAAUUGAUCCUCUGGCACCUUUGGACAAAGUCUGUCUCCUGGGCUGUGGCAUCUCAACUGGUUAUGGCGCAGCUGUGAACACGGCCAAGGUGGAGCCUGGCUCCACAUGUGCCGUCUUUGGACUGGGAGGAGUUGGACUGGCAGUUAUCAUGGGCUGUAAGGUGGCUGGUGCAUCCCGGAUCAUCGGCGUGGACAUCAAUAAAGAUAAAUUUGCGAGGGCCAAGGAUUUUGGAGCCUCUGAAUGUAUUAACCCCCAGGAGUUCAGCAAGCCCAUCCAGGAAGUGCUUGUGGAGUUGACCGGUGGGGGAGUGGACUAUUCCUUUGAGUGCAUUGGUAAUGUGAAGGUCAUGAGAGCAGCGCUCGAGGCCUGCCACAAGGGCUGGGGUGUCAGCGUGGUGGUAGGAGUUGCUGGUUCUGGUGAAGAAAUUGCCACUCGUCCGUUCCAGCUGGUUACAGGCCGCACGUGGAAAGGCACUGCCUUUGGAGGAUGGAAAAGUGUAGAAAGUGUCCCAAAGUUGGUGUCAGAAUAUAUGUCCAAAAAGAUAAAAGUUGAUGAAUUUGUGACUCACAGUCUGUCUUUUGACCAAAUUAACAAAGCCUUUGACCUGCUGCAUGCAGGAAAGAGCAUUCGAACUGUUCUGAAGUUUUAGUCAAGAAAGAGAUCCUCCUUCCCGUGCCUUAGUGGUCUGAUGGGAGAGGCCAGCAGUCUUGGUCUCCGGAGCCCUCAAUAACCCACUCUUGGGAAUAAUGUCUGUAAAUUCACACAUCUCUAAUCAAGGACAAGACUAAUUCAGUCAUAAAUCUGUUUUCAAUACUCUACAUUAAUAUUUUGCUAGCUAAGGAAUAUUCUAACACAAUAAAGUCCUUUCUGCUUA
Sorex fumeus (smoky shrew) is the source of this 1402-nucleotide messenger RNA. RefSeq names its product alcohol dehydrogenase class-3. The record is from RefSeq and is a predicted model, not a curated record. The coding region runs from base 53 to 1177 and encodes 374 amino acids. Gene Ontology annotation, biological process: formaldehyde catabolic process. The transcript is spliced from 9 exons. Gene Ontology annotation, molecular function: S-(hydroxymethyl)glutathione dehydrogenase [NAD(P)+] activity; zinc ion binding. Gene Ontology annotation, cellular component: cytosol. NCBI's taxonomy places the organism in Eukaryota, Metazoa, Chordata, Mammalia, Eulipotyphla, Soricidae.